This is a messenger RNA of Blumeria graminis f. sp. triticale, 1047 nucleotides long. The record is from the annotation of a GenBank genome assembly. Lineage: Eukaryota; Fungi; Ascomycota; Leotiomycetes; Helotiales; Erysiphaceae.
AUGCCUUCGGUUCAUCUUACUCAAUUGCGAAAAUGGAUGAUGGACUCUCCACCGGUUGAAUGGGGAAUGCGCCAACUACGAGAACUUCUUCUAGGGGCCCUUCGACAGGGCCCUAUACCUCAACAUAUUGCGUUCGUAAUGGAUGGCAAUAGGCGAUACGCUAGAUUGCAUCAAAUUGAAACUGUUGAAGGUCAUAAUUUAGGAUUUGAAGCUUUAGCAGCGAUUUUGGAAGUUUGCUAUAAAACGGGGGUCAAAGUAGUUACAGUAUACGCCUUUAGUAUCGAGAAUUUCAAACGCUCAAAAUAUGAGGUAGAUGCUUUGAUGGAAAUGACAAGGAUCAAAAUCUCGCAACUAUCACAACAUGGGGAGCUACUAGAUAGAUAUGGCGCUUGUGUCCGUGUUAUUGGGCGAAGAGAUCUAUUGAAACCAGAUGUUUUAGAGGCUAUAGAUAAAGCUGUUGACCUGACCAAGGAUAAUAAUGAUUGUAUUUUGAAUAUCUGCUUCCCCUACACUUCUCGCGAUGAGAUUACUACGGCGAUUAGGUCAACUGUCGAAGAUUAUUCGAAGCCCACAAGUGCUCAGUCCCGGCCGUUUUCUCAAACAAGAAUAUCUCAGAAAAUCCGAUUGAAGAAUCAGACCACACCAAUUCGUUCUUGCUCUCCAACCCCAUCAAAUAAAUUGAGCCUUGAUGACUCUAUCUCAUCUGCUACUACACUUAAUCUAGAAUCACCCCCAAUAGAAUUUGAUGAGAACUUUGGCUAUCCUGACCCCGAGACUAUUGAUGCGGAAGUGCUGGAAAAUCAUAUGUUCACCGCAGGUAAUCCACCCUUGGGGCUCCUCAUCCGAACGAGCGGCGUCAAGAGAUUGAGUGAUUUCAUGCUCUGGCAAUGCCAUAAAAACACUAAAAUAGUCUUUCUAGACUGUCUGUGGCCCCAGUUUGAUUUGUGGCAUUUUUUACCAGUAUUGGUAGAGUGGCAGUGGAAUCAGAAACACCUCGAGAAAGCUUCAGCUGUGGACGCAAAGCCGAAGAUGAUUAAACUUAGGUAA